Microstroma glucosiphilum is the source of this 2055-nucleotide messenger RNA. RefSeq lists its product as hypothetical. The record is from RefSeq and is a predicted model, not a curated record. The coding region runs from base 1 to 2055 and encodes 684 amino acids. Gene Ontology annotation, molecular function: sphingosine-1-phosphate phosphatase activity. Gene Ontology annotation, cellular component: endoplasmic reticulum membrane. The transcript has 5 exons. Lineage: Eukaryota; Fungi; Basidiomycota; Exobasidiomycetes; Microstromatales; Microstromataceae.
AUGGUAGCCCCCUCGUCAUCAUCCUCCUCUUUCCCUGAGCUCAAGCGAAACUCCUCCCCAUCGAAUGCUCCCGACAUCCCACGCAUCUCCUCUCCCGAUUUGGCAGCUCUUGGCAGCUACCGUGGUGGACCCUCUCCAGCCCUCUCGGUAGGAAGCGCAGCAGGCAGUCUCCGCCAGAGCAAGCGUGAUCUGAUUCGAUCCAAGAAUCCUCCGCCUCAUCAUGUCUCCAAGCUAGAGAAUGUUAUUGGAGCAUCGCAUAGUGGUAAAGCCAAGGUCAAGCAGACAAAGGAGGCAACGGAGGAGCACACGGGAGGAGCGAUUACCACCGAUGUGGGCAUCUUGGGAGACGAUGUGUACGACGAGUACCUCUCCCCAGCAGUGGCAUACCUACGGCGAUGGCUCGUCUGGAGCUUGAGAAAGGAGACGAAGUUCCUCGCUUGGCAUCAGCCGAAAGUGCGGACCCCCUUCUUAGACCGGUACUUUGUGUACACCUCCCUCUUCGGCACCCACUCCUUCUUCCUCAUCUUUCUGCCCACGGCCUUCUGGAUCGGCAACCGAUACUUUGGUAGGGGACUGGUGAAUACGCUGGCUUUCGGAGUCUACUUGUCAUCGGCGAUCAAAGAUCUCUUCUGUGUUCCCCGACCAUACUCACCGCCUGUCACAAGGUUGACAGUAGGCACUACGCACCUGGAAUUCGGCUUUCCCUCGACUCACUCGACAAAUAGUGUGGGUACAGCUCUGUACAUCUACCUCUGGGUCCUCUCCCUUCGCGAGCGACCAGACGUUGUCUCGCAGUCUGUGGCCACUGCUCUCAGCAGUAGACUAUGGGAGGUCGGGCUGGGCUUCUACGUAUUUAGUGUAGUGUACGGCCGCAUCUACGCCGGCAUGCACAGCAUGAUGGACUGCUUUGCUGGCUCGACACUGGGAGCCGGCAUCACACUGGUGCAAUGGUUCGGUGCGGAUUACAUCGAGCGCUUUCUCGAAAUCGAGGGCUGGACCGUGCCCCUCGUCCUCAUUCCUUCCUGCUUGUUCAUGGUGUAUGUGCACCCUGAGCCACUAGAUGACUGUCCCUGCUUCGAAGACGCCAUUGCCUUCAUCUCGGUUGUGCUUGGCGUGUCCCUGGGCCGCUGGGCUUCGCUGCGAUGGACCAUGUUCGGGAAGCUCGUCGAAGAUCCCUUUGCUCCGGGACGGGCUGCAGCAAAUGCAACGUUGCAGUCAUCAACUACAGCUUUGGACAAGUCGACAAGUGCGGGUCGUUCGCUACUGGUGUUGGUCCUAGGUAUCGCCUGCAUCUUCUGCGUUCGCGUGGUCAUCAAGACGGCAUGCAAGCUUGUCCUGCCAUCGAUGUUCCGCUUCGUCGAUCGCUCCUUUGGUCUCGUCCUACCACGUCGCCACUACGUCCCCUCGAGCGAAUACACCGACGUUCCAAUGAACAACAUUAUCCGCUCGCCAUCCUUUAUAGACAUCCCAAACUCCUUCACCCCGACAGUCACGCCUGCUGCCAAUCCUGGACAGGAAGCCAGCACCUCGACUGGGAUCCUUGCCAGAUUGGCAGCACUGCAAGACCAAGGACGUUCGCGGCCCGACUCUCCCGUGAGCGUGUUCAGCGAUGACGACCUCUCGAGGCCGGGCAGUCCAGACAAUCACAACCUCUCUCUUCCAGCGGGCGGCUCUUCGACAGGAGUCAAGCAAGGUCUCUCCCAACCUCAACAGCGUUCGGCCAUCUCGCCUCCCUCGAGGUCCGGUGCUACUUCGCCCUACCUGCAGCAGUUUGGUCCUCCGCCCAGGUCCACCCUGUCUGUACCGAUCACCCAUCCCGUUGGUCAAGGAGGAGCAGAAUUGCCUUCAGACAAGGUGGCCAAUGCCAUUGCGGGUAAUCUGAGCGAAGAUGAGAGGAAGCGACAGCUGGCGCAGGAGCAGGGGCUAGUCACCCACUACGACAUUGAUGUCUUGACAAAAGUCUUGGUGUACAGCAACAUUGGCUUCUUUGCAGCGAGCAUCAUCCCUGCCUUUUUCGAGCAGAAGCCUGCGAGGUACGGUAUGGCGAGCCGCUAG